AUGGCCUAUGUGGAUGGGUGGUUGGCCCCCUGCGGCUUAAAGGGCGAUGACGAUGAGAAAGAUGACAAGGACGAGGCGUUGUUGGAAGUGGAGUCCACCCCCUCCGGCAACGUCAAACGCAACAACAUUGUGGUGGUCGCUUUGUUGGGAAGUCUAGAUGACUUCACGGUCUAUUUGAUCAUGGCAGGCUCUGGCAUCUACACGUGGUACGAGCUGAUUCUGGGCACUUUCCUGGGCUGUGCGGUGCUCGCCAGCAUUGUGCCCUGGCUGAGCCGGCUGUUUUGGUGA
Molecule: messenger RNA, 288 nt
Organism: Cladocopium goreaui
Lineage: Eukaryota; Dinophyceae; Suessiales; Symbiodiniaceae
Source: the annotation of a GenBank genome assembly